AUGUUGACUCCUGCCCAACUUGCCGUGGACCAAUUGGAGUCCCGAUUGGCCUAUGAAACAGCCUCAAAUGACGAGUUCUAUGAGUGCAAUUCCGACCGGGAGGCCCUCGGUGAUGAGGAGCCUGUUGACGAGGCCCCGGAGGCUUUCGACGACGCGGCCUACAAGGUGAAACUCAUGAAUUCGUUAAGGAACAACUUCAUGAAGGAUGUGGCUAAUAAGCGCAACAAGCGUGAGAUCAUACCACUGAAGAAGCCUGGCAAGGACGAUUAUACGCUCGACAAGGCGUGGAGGCCAACCUUCCUCCUGGCGACUUUGGGCAAGAUACUGGAAUCAGUCAUUGCGGACAGGAUUUCCUACGUGGUCGAGACCCACGGUCUUCUCCCGACCCAACUACUUCGUGGCGCGGAAACAGCAACCCCAAGCGGAGGACUUUUUUUCGCUGCGAUCGGCACACGAUCACAGCAGAAUCUCUAUUGCAGAGGACUCUCGGCGACGGCGCAAACCCUGGGCUCGUUACCACCGCUGAGGUCUUGUUAG
Exophiala spinifera is the source of this 537-nucleotide messenger RNA. RefSeq lists its product as uncharacterized. Bases 1 to 537 code for a protein of 178 amino acids. The record is from RefSeq and is a predicted model, not a curated record. The transcript has 2 exons. NCBI's taxonomy places the organism in Eukaryota, Fungi, Ascomycota, Eurotiomycetes, Chaetothyriales, Herpotrichiellaceae.